Molecule: messenger RNA, 3359 nt
Organism: Castor canadensis (American beaver)
Lineage: Eukaryota; Metazoa; Chordata; Mammalia; Rodentia; Castoridae
Source: RefSeq, a predicted model, not a curated record
GCGUGCUUGGCAGGCAGUAUUACCACUUAAGCCACUCUGCCAGCUCAAGUUUCUCUUUACAAAUUACCUAAUCUGUGGUUUUUAUUAGAGCAGCAGGAACAAAGAUUUUGUCUCUUCCUCAGCUUCCCAGUCCUCUAGGCUGGGUGGAAUCUUCAUUUUUAACUAGCACCUCAGAUUAUUCCAGCCACUUACUCCCUCACUAACCCAGGAUGCAGUGGUUCUGGCUAUCCACAGGUUCCAGGGAUUGGAUGUGAACAUGUUCUAGGCGGGUGGAGAGCCUCCACUCAACCCUCUACACUCCUCUAGAGCCUCCAGAAGAUGCUGACCUGUGGACACCCUGACUUUGGCCCUGGGAGAUUCAUUUUAGACUUCGGGCCUCCACAACUGCAAGAGAGUGCUGCCAGCUCUGGUCCUGCCGGGGGCUUCUGCUGCUGCUGCUGCUGCUGCUACUUGGGAUGCCCCCUCGAGGCCUGGCACUGCCACCCAUCCGCUAUUCCCAUGCAGGCAUCUGCCCCAACGACAUGAACCCCAACCUCUGGGUGGACGCCCAGAGCACCUGCAAGCGAGAGUGUGAGACGGACCAGGAGUGUGAGACCUACGAGAAGUGCUGCUCCAACGUGUGUGGGACCAAGAGCUGUGUGGCAGCCCGCUACAUGGACGUGAAGGGGAAGAAGGGCCCGAUGGGCAUGCCCAGGGAGGCCACAUGUGACCACUUCAUGUGUCUGCAGCAGGGCUCUGAGUGUGACAUCUGGGACGGCCAGCCCGUGUGUAAGUGCAAAGAUCGCUGUGAGAAGGAGCCCAGUUUUACCUGUGCCUCGGAUGGCCUCACUUACUAUAACCGCUGCUACAUGGACGCUGAGGCCUGUUCCAAGGGCAUCACCCUGGCCGUCGUCACCUGCCGCUAUCACUUCACCUGGCCCAACACCAGCCCCCCGCCACCUGAGACCACCGUGCAUCCGACCACGGCCUCCCCAGAGACCCCAGGGCUGGACAUGGCAGCCCCAGCCCUGCUCAACCACCCUGUGCACCAGUCAGUCACCGUGGGUGAGACAGUGAGCUUCCUCUGUGACGUGGUGGGCCGGCCGCGGCCCGAGCUCACCUGGGAGAAGCAGUUAGAGGAUCGGGAGAACGUAGUCAUGCGGCCUAACCAUGUGCGUGGCAAUGUGGUGGUCACCAACAUUGCCCAGCUGGUCAUCUACAAUGCCCAGCCCCAGGAUGCCGGCAUCUACACCUGCACAGCCCGGAAUGCUGCUGGGGUCCUGAGGGCCGACUUCCCACUGUCGGUAGUCAGUGGAGGUCAGGCUGCGGCCACCUCGGAGAGCAGCCUCAAUGGCACAGCUUUCCCGGCAGCCGAGUGUCUGAAGCCCCCAGACAGUGAGGACUGUGGUGAGGAGCAGACUCGUUGGCACUUCGAUGCUCAGGCCAACAACUGCCUGACCUUCACCUUUGGCCACUGCCACCGCAACCUCAACCACUUUGAGACCUACGAAGCCUGCAUGCUGGCCUGUAUGAGUGGGCCACUGGCCGUGUGCAGCCUGCCCGCCCUGCAGGGGCCGUGCAAGGCCUACGCACCACGCUGGGCCUACAACAGCCAGAUGGGCCAGUGCCAGUCCUUUGUCUACGGUGGCUGUGAGGGCAACGGCAACAACUUUGAGAGUCGAGAGGCCUGUGAGGAGUCCUGUCCCUUCCCUCGGGGCAACCAGCGCUGUAGGGCCUGCAAGCCAAGGCAGAAACUCGUUACCAGCUUCUGUCGAAGUGAUUUUGUCAUCCUGGGCCGGGUCUCUGAGCUGACUGAGGAGCCCGACUCAGGUCGUGCCCUGGUGACUGUGGAUGAGGUCUUGAAGGACGAGAAGAUGGGCCUCAAGUUCCUAGGCCAGGAGCCACUGGAGGUGACUCUGCUGCAUGUGGACUGGGCCUGCCCCUGCCCCAAUGUGACAGCGGGCGAGACGCCACUCAUUAUCAUGGGCGAGGUAGAUGGUGGUAUGGCUAUGUUGCGACCCGACAGCUUCGUGGGAGCCUCGAGCGCCCGGCGGGUCAGGAAGCUCCGUGAGGUCAUGCACAAGAAGACCUGUGAUGUCCUCAAGGAGUUCCCGGGCUUGCACUGAGGCUGGCCCACCCUCCCUGGUCUUCUUCCACCGACCCACCCCGGUACCCCUCAGUUCAAAAAUUGGGCAAGAUCAGGUUAGACAGUCUUGGGCCAGUAGGGAAACACAGCCAACGUGUCAGAAGAAAGCUAUCAGAAGGUCUUAGAGCAACUUCUAUUCUUUGGGUUCAGUAAGGGGUCCAUCUCUUUUUUAGCUGAGGGGGCCAAAAGAAGUCAAUCGACACAUGUAAGUUAUUCCUAAUGACCAUUCUGCUCAGGCAUUCCCUUUCCUGACCCCAUCAUUCUUCCCAUCUCUUAGCCAGGCUCCCCAACCAUGGGUUGGCUUGCUAGGGGUUAGGAAGAGACCGGAGGGGCCAGGAUUUGUCUGAACAACUUCCCCACAGCCUCCUAGACCACUGUGAGCAGAGAUACUUCCCGUUAAAGUCAUGAGCAGUGAAAAGCCAGAGGCAAAGUCCAACCCAGCUUUCAGCUUGUUCUGAGUGGAGGCUGCUGGGACAGGUGUCAUUUGUGGUGUCAGGCUGUUUCUGAGGCCAUCAUGACGCCAGCAGAAUCCGUUUCCUCUCCUUGGCUUCAUUGGUUUGUUGAAUUCAAUUCAAUUCAGUGCAUUGGACACUUUCUGAACACUUCCUGGGUGUCAGUGGCUAGGCCCACAGAAAGAUGUCCUUCCUUCUACUCACAGUGUGCAAACACAGAGCCCUGACCAGGGCCUCCCACACCUCCUAGCAGACCUGUGACUGGCCACCCAGCUGUCAAGUGUUUCCAUCUGAUCGGUGGGGGCCUUUCAAAUGCCACUGGCUUCCUUGGACAGAAAGACAGAUGUCCAGGGUUUGUUUUGGUAGCAAGAGAAAUAAAGAGAAAAGGCAGGCAGAGAGGAGAUAGUGGAGGAAUAAAAAGAAGGGAGGCAGGCUAAAGAAGGACAAGGAAUGUUGCUCGAUGCUCCAUCUGGUGGUGGCCUUGGGAGCCCACAGGGACCUGGAGGAAGGCUCUAUCUAGGUGGGGCCUGGGAAGGAAGGUUUGGGGAUAUAGCAGCAGCUGGUUGGUGAUUUUUUUGUUUGUUUGUUUGCAGACUCCUGUGUGGACCCAGGUACCCCACCACUAGACAGAGGGUUUUGGAACCCCACUGUCAGCUCUGCAUCUUCCCUAUUCCCUCCUCAGCCCUUCAUUCUGUCUAUGUCCCCCAAAGCCAAGGAAGGCCAUGGGAGGCGGGGGUGAAGCCUCAAGUACAGGGAGGAAGAUACUAAUUAAAAGCCCGUAG